This is a messenger RNA of Rattus rattus (black rat), 1003 nucleotides long. It is a transcript of the gene Rtraf, whose product is annotated as RNA transcription, translation and transport factor. The transcript is spliced from 8 exons. Gene Ontology annotation, molecular function: RNA binding. Gene Ontology annotation, cellular component: tRNA-splicing ligase complex. NCBI's taxonomy places the organism in Eukaryota, Metazoa, Chordata, Mammalia, Rodentia, Muridae. Gene Ontology annotation, biological process: tRNA splicing, via endonucleolytic cleavage and ligation. The record is from RefSeq and is a predicted model, not a curated record. Bases 100 to 834 code for a protein of 244 amino acids.
CCGCCCCCUCGCCGCGUCGCCGGUGCCUGCACCGCCCGCCUCAUCUCGCUUCUCCUGUCCCGGCGGAGGCCCGGGCGGCCAGCGCGAGCAGCGGGGACCAUGUUCCGACGCAAGCUCACGGCCCUGGAUUACCACAACCCCACAGGCUUCAACUGCAAAGAUGAAACAGAAUUUAGGAACUUUAUCGUUUGGCUUGAAGACCAGAAGAUCAGACACUACAAGAUUGAAGACAGAGGUAACUUGAGAAACAUCCACAGCAGUGACUGGCCCAAGUUCUUUGAAAAGUAUCUCAGAGAUGUUAAUUGUCCUUUCAAGAUCCAGGACCGGCAAGAAGCCAUUGACUGGCUCCUUGGCUUAGCUGUUAGGCUUGAAUAUGGAGACAACGCUGAAAAGUACAAGGACUCAGUGCCUGACAACAGGAAAAACGCUGACAACGCAGCUAAAAACGCGGAGCCAUUGAUCAACCUGGAUGUAAACAAUCCUGAUUUUAAGGCGGGUGUCAUGGCUCUGGCUAACCUCCUUCAGAUUCAGCGUCAUGAUGACUACUUGGUAAUGCUGAAGGCAAUUCGAAUUUUGGUUCAGGAACGGCUAACACAGGAUGCAGUUGCUAAAGCAAAUCAAACGAAAGAGGGCUUACCUGUUGCUUUAGACAAACAUAUUCUUGGCUUUGACACAGGCGAUGCAGUUCUCAAUGAAGCUGCUCAGAUCCUGCGGUUGCUACACAUAGAAGAGCUCAGAGAGCUACAGACAAAAAUUAAUGAAGCCAUAGUAGCCGUUCAAGCCAUCAUUGCUGAUCCAAAGACAGACCACAGACUGGGGAAAGUUGGAAGAUGAGCACAUGAGGCUAUCAGCUUCUCACCUUAGUGAUGGGAACUGUCACACCAGCAUGUGCUUGGAAAUCAAAUGUCACACUUUCAGGGGAGGAGUCCCAGGAGAUUGACCAUGUCCUAGAGAUUUACCACAACUGCUUUUUUUCUUUAAUAAAGUUGGGGAAGUAAAAGGC